This is a messenger RNA of Colletotrichum phormii, 1097 nucleotides long. RefSeq lists its product as uncharacterized. The coding region runs from base 141 to 902 and encodes 253 amino acids. The transcript has 2 exons. Lineage: Eukaryota; Fungi; Ascomycota; Sordariomycetes; Glomerellales; Glomerellaceae. The record is from RefSeq and is a predicted model, not a curated record.
CGCGGUAAGCAUCUUCGCCAUGUUUCGUUUUCGAAUCCUCCUGGAGCCGUGGCUUGAAAUCCGAGACCGCCACAAACAGCCUGGAUAAAGACAAUGCUGUUCAACAUGGCUCGACAUCUGGAGACCGGACGCGCGCUGACAUGAGCAUAACCGUUGCAGCCUUCAGCCACGCCGAUAACGACGACGACGACACGGAGCGCGAGUACGAUCGCCUCCGCGACCUAGCCCGCGAGGAAGCCAACAAGCGCAACCAGGCCUUUGAGCGCUCCCAACAAGCCUACCAGUCCGGCGAUGGCGCGGCCGCAAAGGAGCUCUCCAACGAGGGCAAGCGCCACGCGCAAAAGAUGGAGGACUACAACCGCCAGGCGUCCGAGUUCAUCUACCGAGAGAACAACGCCGCCGACCGCAUCACGGGCAGCUGCGUCGACCUGCACGGGCAAUACGUCGAGGAGGCGGAGCGUAUCCUCGAGGAGCGCAUCCGUGCCGACAGAGCUCGGGGCCAGGAACACUUGCACGCCAUUGUCGGCAAGGGAAACCACUCGACGGGCCACGUGCAGAAGCUGAAGCCGAGAAUCGAGGCCAUUUGCCGCGAGAUGGGGCUCAAGUACUCGACCGAGGAGAACGCGGGCCGGAUCUACAUCAACCUCCAAGGCGGCGACGCGACUAUGCCGCCGCCGCCUCACACUGGAGGUGGUGGACAGCAGCAUCACGGAGGAGGCCAGCAGCAGCAGCCUCACCAUGGCGGCCAGCAGCAGCCUCACCAUGGCGGCCAGCAGCAGCAUCACGGCGGACAGCAGCAACACCACGGCGGCCAGAACCAGCAGCAAGACCAGGACGAGACUGGCGACUUGGUCGUCAAGAUUCUCAAGAAACUGGAGAAGGCUUGCUGUAUUGUCAUGUAAGGGGGUCUGGUCUCUGUAGUGGCCUCUCUCCGCUUCCCCCCCUUUCUGGCUCUCGGCAGCUCGGCCGCAUCGUUAUACGCGGCCGGGUCUUUUUUUUCUUGGAUACCCGGCGGACUCGAUGUGAAAUGGUAAUGUCUUCUCUUCUUCCGAACCUAUGUAUAUAUUUAGGAUUGAUACCCCUGGCGAGAUGUCACU